ACUUCCAGGACUCUGUGCCCCUCCAACCCACAUUCACUUGUGAGCUCAACAACGACGCUAUUGUACAAGCAGAGAGGCUGAUCCUACUCCUACUUCUGCGGGUCCCCACUUCUCAAUAAUUAACGGAUCUCCUUCUGCACGGAAAGACAGAGCGGAGUGGGACGGACUUGGAUGUUAGUCAGGAGCCCCCGAUGCAGCACAGAGCCACAAUCUCACCAGCAAACAUUACAACAUGACUAAGAAACUAUGUGGAACCAAUUACCCAGUCAGCAUCUGCUUCAUAGUGGUGAACGAGUUCUGUGAACGCUUCUCCUACUAUGGCAUGAAAGCGGUGCUGACGCUUUACUUCCUAACCUAUCUGCACUGGGACAAGGACCUCUCCACCGCUGUCUACCAUGCCUUUAGCAGCCUCUGCUACUUCACACCCAUACUGGGAGCUCUCAUUGCUGACUCCUGGCUCGGAAAAUUCAAGACUAUCAUCUACUUGUCCAUCGUGUAUGUCAUCGGCCAUGUGGUCAAGUCGGUCGGAGCCAUUCCCUUGGUGGGAGACAGCAACAUGCACAUCGCUCUGUCCAUGGUGGGUUUGAUACUCAUUGCCUUCGGCACUGGAGGAAUCAAGCCCUGUGUGGCGGCAUUUGGAGGAGACCAGUUUGAUGAGGAGAAUGUUAGUGAGAGACAGAAAUUCUUCUCCAUUUUCUACAUGUCAAUCAAUGCUGGGAGCCUCUUGUCUACCGUGAUUACACCCAUGCUGAGAGCUGAUGUGCAGUGUUUCGGUGGUGACUGCUACGCUCUGGCCUUCGGGGUUCCUGCAGCUUUGAUGAUCGUGGCUUUAGUUGUGUUCAUUUCUGGCAGCGGCCUGUAUAAGAGAAGUCCUCCUCAGGGAAACAUCUUGUUGAAAGUCUGUAACUGCAUUGGGUUUGCCAUCAAAAAUCGCUGGAGGAGAUCGAAGAAUGAGGCUGAGAGGAAGCACUGGUUGGACUGGGCGGAGGAGAAGUACUCGAAACGUCUGAUCCAGGAAAUUAAAAUGGUUCUGCGGGUUUUGGUGCUCUACAUCCCCCUGCCGAUGUUCUGGGCUCUGUUUGAUCAGCAGGGUUCACGUUGGACACUCCAAGCCAUCGGGAUGAACAUGUCUUUUGGAGGGUCUUUCGUCGUUCAACCUGACCAGAUUCAGAUGCUGAAUGCGCUGCUGAUUCUUGUUUUCGUACCCAUCUUUGACCUCAUCAUAUAUCCGCUCGUUGCCCUUUGUGGAAUCAACGUCACACCUCUGAGGAAAAUGGCUGCAGGGAUGAUUUUUGCAGCGCUGGCCUUUGGAGCGGCCACACUGGUGGAGCUGAGCGUCAUUAAAACAGUGGUGAGUCCUGCACCUGCCGGGAAGUGUCUCCUGCAGGUAUUCAACCUGGUAGAAGGUGAUGUCACUCUGCAGUUCCCUAGCGGCACACCGUUCCCACAGCCCAUCCAAUACCGCACGGAUCCUCCUAAUUAUGUAACCAUUCCGCUGGAGGGGUCCAGCAAGGAAAUGCAUAUUACAGUCAUCCACAAUGAAGAAACAUCUGUGUGUAAACAGAUGUUUAAGCAAGAGGAGGCCUACAGUCUCAUCUUAUACAACCAGACUACAGGAAUUCAGUGCAAACUGGUACCCGACAACAUAAAGAAAAGUGGAGAUGGGAAUCCAUUUCUGAGGUUCCUCAACACACAGCCGGAGGCAAUAAACAUUACUGUUGCAGAUGAGACUUUCCACGCCAUCAGCGGUUAUAGCAUGACUCCUAACAAGACUGUGCCAUAUGGAGAAUACCAUGAGGUCAGCUGCAGCAUGGAUUCAAAGAAGUGCUCAGUUCUUGACCUGGGCCUGUUGGAUUUUGGAGCUGUCUACACUGUCAUACUCACAGAGGAAAAUGGUAAAAUUGAGCCUCACAAGAUGGUGGAUGUGAAAGCCAACAACAUAAACAUUGCUUGGCAGAUUCCUCAGUACAUCCUGAUAACUAUGGGGGAGGUCAUGUUCUCUAUUACAGGCCUGGAGUUCUCCUACUCACAGGCUCCAGCCAACAUGAAGUCAGUCCUACAAGCUGGCUGGCUGCUCACUGUUGCAUUUGGGAACAUCAUAGUGCUGAUUGUGGCAGAGGGGGCUGGACUGGAACAGUGGAAAGAGUUCGUGCUGUUUGCUGGCCUGCUAUUAGGCGUCUGCAUCAUCUUCUCCAUCAUGGCCCACUUCUACACUUAUGUUGACCCCGAGGAGGUAGACAAAAUCUACCUGAACGAUUCAGGGAAGGAGGAAAAUGACGAUGACAACAAGAAGGAAAAAACAAAUGACAUACAGUUGAAAAAACGGGUGAAGAGCACCAAACUGUAACUGUGCCACUCGUUGUAGCUGUAGCUGAUUUUUAAUUUUGCUAAAAAAGAUGGAAGUAUUGAAUGUAUUAGACAAAGACACACCAGGAGAAGGUUCCUUGUUUUAAUUCAGACUCUUUUUUUCUUUUCAUGUUUUGGUUUUGAGGUACUUUUUUGUGAGAAAAUGAACCAAUUUUCUUGGUUUGAAGUUCAGUAUUUGUUUGCCAUUAAUAUCUUUUGCCAAAUCUUUCUGAUCACUCCAGUAUAUUCUAAAAUCAAGACCAACAAGGAAAGAGAAGUCUUUUCUGAAUGAGACUGAAUACUGUUAAUACAUGAAAUACUGAAGCAAAAUACUAUGUGAUUUCCCACACCUUGAUCAACAAAUAGUGUUAUUGCAGAUGAAUGUCAAAUAUGAUAUAUAUAUAUUUGUUGAAUAUUAACUCCAUGUCAAAAUGUUAUAUUUUCUAUGAUAAUAACAUAUAUUGAUUUUGACAGAACCCUUUGGAGAAAGGGUUCAGUUUACUUUGUGUCAAUGACAAUAAUACUAAGGGACCAUAGUUACUGGUGGUUUGGCAUUUGAUAGGCCAUUACUAGAAAUCUGAAGAUAACAUUACUGCUAGCUGUUUCCCAAAGUGCACCAUAUGUUUUUUUGAUUGCUGACCUACCAUUA
This is a messenger RNA of Scomber japonicus (chub mackerel), 2995 nucleotides long. RefSeq names its product solute carrier family 15 member 2 (gene slc15a2). The coding region runs from base 233 to 2347 and encodes 704 amino acids. The transcript has 23 exons. Gene Ontology annotation, cellular component: membrane. Lineage: Eukaryota; Metazoa; Chordata; Actinopteri; Scombriformes; Scombridae. Gene Ontology annotation, biological process: transmembrane transport; oligopeptide transport. Gene Ontology annotation, molecular function: dipeptide transmembrane transporter activity. The record is from RefSeq and is a predicted model, not a curated record.